CUGAACCGGUAGUCAUUGAGCAGCGACCGCGCCUGUAAACACUGUGAUUAACGGGGGAGCUGCAGGACCACGAUCAGCAUUAAAAGAAAGGUGAUGUUUUAAUUGUAUUUCCUCAUAAAGUCACGGAAGAGAUGCUUACAUCGCUUCCUCUUUGUAGCGAAAGUGCUGAUGCAGUGAUGACCAGGAUGUUUGUGUGUGAUGGUGGAACCACUCUCACGUCUGCGUAAAAUAAUCUGCUUUAAUUAAAGAGCGAUAGUUAGUAGAGAUAACGUGAUGGGGUCUGGACCGUGCUCAGGUUCGCUUAACAUCCGUAAACAAGCCGAAAACCAUCACGAGUUGACACGUGGGUGGAUGUGUAAUACCGUUUAAAAUGUGCAGUUUAAAUAUUUGAUGCUGAAGCAGCUCAGUUUUUCGCUGCAUAUUCCACUAUUUGACAUGUUAAAGAGGCCGCAGAUACGUUGCGGGGCUCCCUUCCCUCCGUGGGCCGUCCCGCAGGAAGGACCAGCUGCUCGGCAUCACUUUUAUUUAACUACUCACAGAGUAUUCUCUUCAAGGUACAUUUAUUAAUUGUGUAGAAGAGGACACAUGGGUGCAGGACAUGAGUCAUGGGCGGGUAAUAACAACUAUGACUUGCAUAAGGCCAUAUCUCCUCCAUCAAAACUCACAGACUUUAUCGUUGUUUGCCCUCUUUUAGUUGUUGUUGUUUAGUGUCUUUUUUUUUUGGUCAAUUUGUCAUUUAGUGUCUUUUUUGUUGUCAUUGUGUGUCUUAUUUGGUUGUUUUUGUUGUCAUUUUGUCUUUUUUUAGCAUUUGGAGUCUUUCUGUAGACAUUUUGCCAAUUUUUGUUGUAUUGCAUCUCUUUGUAGUCAUUUUGUGUCUUUUUUUAGUUGUUUCAUGUCUCUUUGGGGGCAUUUUGUGUCUUUGUAGUCUUUUUGUGCAUCUUCCUGGUUGGUACGUGUCUCUUUGUUGUGAUUUUGAGUGACAUUUGGCAGGUGAAUGUUAGGGGGCCCCUGACUCUUUGGACCCCUUGGCAUGCAGGAGAUAUAAACAGUUCAUGGCUUGGUGGAUCAGAUCAGAUUGCUGAGAUAUGUGAGGACUCCUGUUGGGGGUGGUCACCACUGCACAGUCCAUGUAUUUUUCUGUGCUUUUGUUCUAACCAUGGAUAUGGAAAUGUUUGGCAUUUAUUGAGGAAAUAUUGCUGUCUUGCCAAGAGUUAUCUAUGCUGCAAAUGUAAAGCAGCCUGCAGCUGCAACAGUGCUGCGUUGCUGUUUGCAAGCACGUGUUACAAAUGAUUGGACUGGUGGUUACUCUGACGAUAAGCGCUGAAACCUGUGCAAAUACCUACGUCUGUAUUCCGAGGGCCAAGCAUGUGCUCUAGUGUUCUGCACUUCAGGGUUUAAUUUAAAGGUAAGAAGUUGUCAUUGUUGUCUUUUUGCAUCACAAGUUUUGCAGUUGUGAAAAUUGAACCAAAGCCUCUGUAAAAUAUUGUAUUGACAUAUGCGUGUAAUGUUGAGGUGUCGACAUACAUUUGGCCACAGAGUGCAUGUCUGAGUACAGGAACAUUAGCUCAGAGUUGUAUCAUCAGGAACAUAAUCUAGGAACACGUUGCUCCGCUCAGUCCGUUGGUACAUCUGGAAAUGAGAUUGAGAGGCUUUGAGGGGAAAUUCUACUGCAGCAUUUGCACAAAGGUUCAUUCAUUCUCGAGGGUUUCCACAAGUGCAUGUUAGCCUCAUGGUUGCCAGAUUGAGAUUCCCUUUGCAUCCGCACAGGCAUAUUUAACCCAGCACACUUCCCCUUUGUUUACUCACACUCUGACCUGCAGACAUUCAGGCUGGGUUGCACCAACAAGAAUUAGUUUAAUUUAAGAUUAGUUGGAAUCAAAGUUCAUGAAUAGGGAACACGAACAUCCUCUCGCUGCUUCAGUUGCUCUCGUAGAAGAAAAUGUUAUCUUUAAAUUGUAUGAACUCUAUUCUUUUAUAUUGCCUGUGUCUUCCUUCCAGUUCUAUCUGUGACAGUAAAGUCUGUGCAGACAGAAUCUAUUUUACAAAAAUGAACAAACCUCUGUGAGUGAAACCAGCCCUGUAAGCGGUCAUACAUUCAUGUAUCAGUCACCUAUUGCUUUGUAAAACAGACCUGUAUUGAGCCCAUGCAAAUCCACUACUACAGACUUGUAAGUUGAGUUCUGUUACGUGUUAUGUCCUUUCUCCUCUCCUGCCUUUCUUUCUCUCUCCUGCCAUUGUUUCCUCUUCAAGUGCCAAUCAGGUGAUUGGGUUCCACAGAUUCAAGCGGGCCAAUCAGUGUUGUGGCAAAAUGAAGAGAAGAGACGGCGAAUUGAAGUUGCAACCCAGCGGGAAGUGUUUUAAUGCAUACACGCCAACAUCAACAAGUUCAGCAUAUCGAAACAAAUCCGGUGUAUUACUUUUCACAGAUUACUUUUAUAGUCAAACUUUACCCCUCUUACAUCACUUUCCACCAAUCAAACAAGUGGGUUGAACCACAAACAGAGCACAUCUGAUUUCUUCACGAUGAUGCUCUCCUGACUUCGUUUGAGUCAAGAUAACCUUUUGGCAGAACACAGGAUUCGUUUACGGGAAAUGUUUGCCAAGUGAUUUAAGUCAAUUAUAUGUGCUUGAUUAAAUACCACUAUAGAACAUUUGAGCUAGUAAGAUAAUACAAAUAACAUCACUCAAUACUAAGGUUCACUUUCACAUAAGGGCGAAAAAACCUGCAGGUUGCAUUACAGGAAAAACUCCCUUACGGUCCUUCUCCGCCGAGCGACCACCUUCUGGCAUGAAGUGAACCUCUUCUUGAUUACAAACGUAUAUUAACUGAUACAUCACACAUUUUAGUUUCUGCAAAACAUUGAACAAUACAUCGGUAUUCAUUAGAUGCAACAUCUUAGAUCAAACUAUGUAUUUACACUAUAAUACUAGUACAUAGACUAUAUGAAUCAUGACUUUUAAUAUAUGUGAAUGCAGAAAUAUCUGAUGAUAAUACAUUCUAUUUAUAGUGAAACAGUUUGGAAAGAUAAUAGAACAUGUGAGGUGGUGUUUUUUGGACGUGUAUGUACUUUCAACAAAGUUCAGGCUCUCGUCUUUAUGCUGAGGUGCCUCCUAGUCCUGUUUCCUCCAUGUCAUCUGAGUCCUCCAGAUAGUCCGGAAUGGGAAACAGGUCCGGUCGUCCAACCACUAUUUGAGUGAACUGGGCCUUUGUCCCUCGCUCAAUCGUCAUCAUGUUCAUCAUCUGCCAGUUGGAGAUUUGUCAUGACACCCAUCUGUUUGUCUAUGCUCCUCUGGCACUGCCUCCUCAGGAUGGGUGUCCCUGAAGGUUGCAGCAGCUACAGUGACAUGGGCAGCAGAGGUAAACAUACACCCUGCAGAGCCAACGCAGCUGCCUCCUCUGAACUGCAGAGCAGAAAAUGACUCAGGCCGAUGGAAUCAGAGGGACGAGCGAUGGCUGCCGCCGACCGGAGGCCUUCGGGGACCUCGAGCGCGCCGACAGUAUGGAGAAAGUUCAAGAGGCCAACGACUGUGAAUCCGAGGAGGGGAUUAUGCAGCGAGGUGAAUGCGGAGACCCGGCGGCCGCAACGGGCGCAGUCACGGCUCCAGAUGGCGGUUGGGGCUGGGUGGUGCUGGCUGCCACCAUCAUAGUCCUGGCUCUGACCCUGGCGUUCCCCUCCUGCGUGGGAAUCUUCUACACCGACCUGCAGAAUGAGUUCCACGCCUCCAACAGCGAGACCUCCUGGGUGCCCUCCAUCAUGACGUCAGUGCUCCACGCAGGAGGUCCCUUUUGUAGCGUGCUGGUGGAGCGACUCGGUUGCCGGGCGACAAUCAUGUUGGGCGGCGUCCUGAGUGGGCUGGGAAUGGCUGCCAGUUCGUUUACCCAGUCCGUUGAGCAGCUCUACAUCACCGCCGGGGUUAUCACAGGACUCGGUUUCUGCUUCAGCUUCCAGCCUGCGGUGACGAUCCUCGGCCACUACUUUGUGCGUCGCCGCGCGUUCGCCAACGCCUUGUCCUCCACGGGCACGGCGCUGGGGCUGUGCACUCUGCCCAUCCUGGGUAACUACCUCCACACGGAGCUGGGCUGGAGGGGGAGCUUCCUCGUUCUCGGCGCCGUGCUGCUGAACUGCUGCGUGUGCGGCGCGUUGAUGAGGCCCCUGCGGGCCCCCGAGCGCCGGGGCCAGCCGCUGAUGAACCACGGACCGCCUCCGCCUGAGGAGGAGAGCGAGAGGAAGGAGAGAGGGAUGAUGAGACGGAUGUGGAGCUACCUGGUGGCUUCUCUGAGCAAACACAUGGCCUUUGACCAGCUGUGCCACAACCCCCGUUACUGUGUGUACGCCGUGGGCAUCACCUGGAUGAUGCUCGGCUUCGUGGUGCCCUUAAUCUACCUGGUUCCCUAUGCCACGGCCAACAACAUGGAGCAGAGCCGCGCCGCGCUGCUGCUCUCCAUCCUGGGUUUGGUGAACAUCGUGGUGCGGCCGCCCUUUGGCGUCCUCUUCAGCAUGCCCUGGUUCAAAGGGCGACACAUCUACGUCUUUGCCUGGGCGCUGCUGGUCAACGGGCUCAGUAACAGCAUCUGCUGCAUCGGGCCCGACUUCCAUCUCCUGCUGGCGUACGUGACCGUCUACGGGCUCUCCAUGAGCGUGGUGGGCUCCCUGAUGUACACCGUCCUCAUGGACGUGGUGGAGAUGAGCCGCUUCCCCUCGGCGCUGGGCCUGCUCGCCAUCAUGGAGAGUGUCACGCUGCUCAUCGGGCCUCCACUGGCAGGAGUCCUGAUCGACAGGACGGGUCACUACUUCCACGUCUUCUUCGUCUGCAGUGCCAUCGUUGCCUCCGCCGCCGUGUUCCUCAUAGUGGCGUUCUACUGGCUGGACUCGAAGGACAGGAAGUUGUCAAAGCAGGGCCAACCGUCCACGCUGCCCGGCCCGGCGAGGCCCUCCGUGGACUUGGCUCCCGGCUGUCAGUACAGCAGCGUCCCCACAGAGGGAGACAAAGACAAGGCCUCGUCCAACGGGGCGGAGAACAUCAGCACCAUCUGAACGUCUCUCUCACGCAUCACUCUGACUCUGACAGCUUUUGCAGAUUAUAUCUCCUAAUGUUUGGGUCUCGGUGCACCAGAUGUUGCAAACUUUACUUUUUUUCUGCCAUCUGGUGCAAGUCGAAACAAACGCGGUGAACACAUUUGUGCUGUCUGACCAAAGUCAGAUCCAAAAUGAACAGAUGUGCACUUACAGCUACAACAAGAUUGUACUAUUUAUUGCAAAAAAAUGCUGCUGAUCUUAUCUCUGUGAUCACACAAUCUGUAUCGUCAAGCCAAGUUACACACAUGCUCCUUUUGUCGAAGAGCUUAUAGUAGGCCACGUGGUUGUGAGGAAAUAACAAGCAUAGAAAUGGGUGAAAUCAUUUGAUUAAGAGUUAAAGUAUACGUCUCUCUACUGACCAGCAGGGGGCGAAACAUAUAUAAUAUCUCCAGACUUAUCCUUUAAUAUCAAUAACUAAAGAAGUUUUACAGUAGGCCUUUUCACAUUACACCCAUGUUGAUGAGUAUUGGUUGCUUUAGAUCAUUGAAUCUGUUUGUUUUCACUGUACAAAAUGAAUGUACAUACUUUAUAACUACUACUUUUUUUUUUUUAAAUGUUUCUCACGCUUGUCAUUCCUUAAUGGAACAGUGCCUUUUUGUAGAGCUGGUGCAUUCACUACCACAGGAUGAAAUGAAAAGUCUUUUCAGGAGGAUAGAAGCAGAUGAUUUCAUGUUGCCAGCAGCACGGAGUAUUUCAGAGGAGACGACACUGUACCUGAGUUUACCUUCAGUCCCAAUUAGAGGUUUAAUGUGACGGACUUAUCUUUCGAUUAUUGAACAGAGCGAUUGUUUUCUGUCGGAUGUGACGGAAAAAUAAAUCCACAGUUUUCAGUUAUGAACUGUAAAGUGUCUGCAAUGAGAGGAUUUAUUAGUCCUUUUCAGGGUCGUGUCUUGCUUUGGGCCAAACUAUAGCUUUUUUUUAAAUACAAUCUUUAUUUAUACAUUAUGAUCGGGGGAUG
Molecule: messenger RNA, 6036 nt
Organism: Anarrhichthys ocellatus (wolf-eel)
Lineage: Eukaryota; Metazoa; Chordata; Actinopteri; Perciformes; Anarhichadidae
Gene: slc16a5a
Product: solute carrier family 16 member 5a
Exons: 5
Coding region: 3417-5036 (539 amino acids)
Biological process (GO): monocarboxylic acid transport; transmembrane transport
Cellular component (GO): basolateral plasma membrane
Molecular function (GO): monocarboxylic acid transmembrane transporter activity
Source: RefSeq, a predicted model, not a curated record